CCCAACGCUCGGCCACAUCCGGUCGUAUAUAUGUUGCCACGAGUUAGCGGCGAAUUUGGAGAGUGUCCAUUUUGAGCAGCGAGUCGGCGUCUCCGGUAUUUUUUCCCCCCUUAAAUCUCUUUAAGAGCCCACCGUCAGAAUGGCAGAUGCUGAGACUCUCCUCAUGGAGACAUCGGACCAGAACGGCAACGAGGGAGAGGAAGACCAGAAUGGAGCUGAGCAGGAGCUGAUGGUUGGAGAGGAUGUCCAGGAUGACCAGGAGGAACAGGAGGACCAGGAGGGGCAGGAGGGUCAGGAAGGCCAGGACAAUGGCACAGACGGAGGCAAGAUCGAUGCCAGCAAAGGAGAAGAGGAUGCUGGUAAAAUGUUCGUGGGCGGCCUCAGCUGGGACACGAGUAAAAAAGACCUGAAGGAUUACUUCAGUAAGUUUGGCGAGGUGUCGGACUGCACCAUCAAGAUGGACUCAAACACUGGCCGAUCUAGAGGAUUCGGCUUCGUCCUCUUCAAAGACCCCGCCAGUGUUGACAAGGUGCUGGAGCAGAAGGAACACAGACUGGAUGGACGUCCAAUCGACCCUAAGAAGGCAAUGGCAAUGAAGAAAGAGCCCGCCAAAAAGAUCUUUGUUGGGGGUUUGAAUCCUGAAGCAACUGAGGACACCAUCAGGGAAUAUUUCGGGGCCUUCGGAGAGAUCGAAACAAUUGAGCUGCCCAUUGACCCCAAAUCAAAGAAAAGGAGGGGUUUCAUUUUCAUCACAUACAAAGAUGAAGCCAGCGUCAAGAAGUGUCUGGAGAAGAAAUACCACAACAUCCAGGGUGGCAGGUGUGAGCUAAAGAUCGCCCAGCCAAAGGAGGUGUACCAGCAGCAGCAGUAUGGAGCGGGACGUGGCGGUAGUUAUGGAGGUGGACGGGGAGGCAGGGGCCGUGGAGGUCAGGGACAGGGCUGGAACCAGGGCUAUGGAAACUACUGGAACCAGGGAUACGGUAACCAAGGCUAUGGAGGCUAUGGUGGAUAUGGCGGCUAUGGCAACUACGACUACUCUUCUGGUUACUAUGGAUAUGGUCCCGGAUAUGAUUACAACCAAGGCAAUGCCAGCUACGGGAAAACCCCAAGACGGGGGGCACACCAGACCAGCUACAAGCCAUACUGAUGAUCACAUGGUAGUGCAAGGACUCCAGUGAUCCAGUGAGACCGACAGCUGGACGGACACACUGGGCAUGACUCGACCUCUUUUAUGACAGAAGACCAUUUGUACAGAAAACAUCCGAAAUGUAACUUUUCCUUUUUUUUUUUUUUUUUUUAAAUCCUUUCAUUUUUAGGUUUUACUUUUCCCUUUGGUGUUCUUUUUUUUCUUCCCCCUCCACAUUUCCAUCAAUGGAAGUGUAAUUUUUACUGUACUUUUUGGUACCUGUUUUGAUUCUAAUGUAUUGUAAGGCGUGUAUUUUACAUGUUUGCUGGCUUUACAGGUUGAAAAUCUUGGCGCUGUAAAGGAGCUUUUUUGACAAAUAAAAACAGUUUUCAGUAA
Messenger RNA from Dicentrarchus labrax (European seabass), 1522 nucleotides. RefSeq names its product heterogeneous nuclear ribonucleoprotein A/B. The transcript is spliced from 9 exons. The coding region runs from base 140 to 1147 and encodes 335 amino acids. Lineage: Eukaryota; Metazoa; Chordata; Actinopteri; Moronidae. Gene Ontology annotation, biological process: regulation of gene expression. Gene Ontology annotation, cellular component: nucleoplasm. The record is from RefSeq and is a predicted model, not a curated record. Gene Ontology annotation, molecular function: RNA binding.